This is a messenger RNA of Leptinotarsa decemlineata (Colorado potato beetle), 1122 nucleotides long. RefSeq names its product Proteasome alpha6 subunit. Gene Ontology annotation, cellular component: proteasome core complex, alpha-subunit complex; proteasome core complex. The record is from RefSeq and is a predicted model, not a curated record. Lineage: Eukaryota; Metazoa; Arthropoda; Insecta; Coleoptera; Chrysomelidae. Gene Ontology annotation, biological process: ubiquitin-dependent protein catabolic process.
AUUUUUGAUAUUUGACGUAGUUUAGCCUAGCAUUACAAACAAUUUUUCAAUUUGUGUCUUGUCGGCGUCUCAUUUCAAACUACAAAAAUGUUUAGAAAUCAAUAUGAUAGUGAUGUGACCGUCUGGAGCCCCCAGGGGCGUCUUCAUCAGGUAGAAUAUGCAAUGGAAGCCGUUAAUCUAGGUUCAGCGACUGUAGGUUUGAAAAGUAAAACUCAUGCAGUGCUCAUUGCUCUUAAAAGAGCCUCUUCGGAGCUCUCUGCCUAUCAGAAAAAGAUCAUCAACAUCGACGAGCAUAUUGGAAUAACUAUUUCAGGACUCACUGCAGAUGCUAGGAUCCUUAGUCGUUAUAUGAGGAAUGAGUGUUUGAAUUACAAAUAUUCUUUAGAUGCCCAUAUGCCUCUGAAUAGACUCAUAAGCACGUUAGGUAAUAAAAUGCAGCAUUGUACUCAGCGCUAUGACCGUAGACCAUUUGGAGUUGGUCUUCUAGUUGCUGGCUAUGAUGAGUCAGGUUCUCAUAUCUAUCAAACAUGUCCGUCAGCCAACUUUUAUGACUGCAAAGCUAUGUCAAUAGGCGCUAGGUCCCAAAGUGCGAGAACUUACCUCGAAAAACACCUAGAUGAACUUCCUUCCUGUUCCCUGGAGCAACUUGUCAAACACGGUUUACGUGCCUUAAGAGAUACCUUGCCCCCAGAGGUAGACUUGACUACAAAAAAUGUUGCGAUUGGUUAUGUUGGUAAGGGACAGCCUUUCCAAAUAUUGGAAGAAAAUGAAACGGCUCCAUAUUUGGCCCUGAUUGAGGGAGAGGAAAGAAGAGGUGGUGGGGCAGGAGGAGCUGGUGUUGAGGCUCAGCAAGCCGAUCCCCUAAGAGAAGAUACGGGGGACGAAGGGCCCAGAGACCCAGUGCCAACAACAGCAAUGGAUACCACAGAAUAAACAUUUCAGAAUUGUAUUUUUUCAAACAUCAAUUUUUCUUGUUUUUUCCAAUAAGUAUAAAGGGCUUUUGCCGUGGCUGUCUUGUCUUAAAUGAGGCAGCCACGGCAGGAUAUUUAUAAUAUUUUUCACUUGUUUUCAUUCAUUUCAUUUUGUCUUGUUUUCAAUCUAUUAAACUUGCUUGCUGGCAUA